Molecule: messenger RNA, 1062 nt
Organism: Chenopodium quinoa (quinoa)
Lineage: Eukaryota; Viridiplantae; Streptophyta; Magnoliopsida; Caryophyllales; Amaranthaceae
Product: mediator of RNA polymerase II transcription subunit 15-like
Exons: 2
Coding region: 454-897 (147 amino acids)
Source: RefSeq, a predicted model, not a curated record
AACUUAACUCAAAUAGACCGACACAUAUUUAUGAGAUUUUCCAUAAGGAAAUAAUUCAUCGACUAUAAAUUUGUGCCGGUGAAAUUGAACCUGAACUUACGGUUGGAAGGUGAGAGCUCUAUCAUGAAACCUUUACUUGAUUCCUUUCUAGCAGUAUAUAAUUAAAGUCCUACGGAGUAUGAGCUAUGCUGCUACGACCACAUAAUUGAUUGCUACAUUAAUUGUUAAAUGAAAAUACUUUAGUGAUGACAAAUGAAAAUUAUUGCCUUAUCAUGCAAGGGAGUCUUGAUUUUUCUAACCAACAUACUCCUUAGACAUGGCCAGCUAAUUCAUUAAGGAUACCUUCUUUUCUUCUCUCUUUUUACCAACUAAUUAUACUUCCCUUAUUACUUACAAACCUUUGCGUAGGUUUCUCAACUAAAAUCAUACAAUUUUCCUCUUGUUUCUAACAAAAUGAAGAAGGGUGCAUAUGUACUCAUAUUCUUGGUUUGGGCUUUCAUCACCAUUGUCACCCCUACUCUAGUUCAAUGGUCCUUUGUUGCUGCUGACGAGGCCCAGGCUCAGGCUCAGGCUCAAGCUCAAGCUCAGGCUCAGGCUCAGGCUCAAGCUCAAGCUCCGGCUCAGGCUCAGGCUCAAGCUCAAGCUCAGAAUCAGGCUACCGCGCCAUCAAUAGAAGAUAAGCCUAGUGAUGAAGAAGGAACAACAGUAAGACAGUACAGAAGAAUGCUGGUGCUGAUUGACGGAAUCAAUAGACGAAACGUGCCACUGGCUGAGCCAGCAUUAUCACCUGAUUCAGAAGUCCAGCAAACUGCAGCAUCACAAGCACAGCCAUUCGACCAAGAGGCAGAGAGAUGGCCCGUGGAUAUCAUGUCUGAGACCUUACCAUUCAUCUACUAAGGCGACAAUUAUGACAUGUAAACUAUGGACAUCAAGUAGUGUUAAAUUAGAUGCAUGAUAAAAUUGUACAUAAUAUACUAAUUUUAUAUUUCAUCCAUUAUAAUUUAGAUCAUGAGAAAGGUGUUAUUAUACACUGAUCUGCAAAUAAAACAGAUUCAAUACAAA